Messenger RNA from Medioppia subpectinata, 1796 nucleotides. The record is from the annotation of a GenBank genome assembly. NCBI's taxonomy places the organism in Eukaryota, Metazoa, Arthropoda, Arachnida, Sarcoptiformes, Oppiidae.
AUGAGUUGUGGAGUAAGUGUGGGUAAGAGUGGGUGGUGUGAGCCAUACCGGGCUAACGCCACUCUGGCCUUCUGUCCGCCACUCAAAAGGACUCCUCUUUCGCCGACAAUAGUGUUGUCUCUGAAGGGAAGGGAAUCUAAAUCCUUAUCCAACGCANUAAUAGUGAUAUCAAUAGUAAACAUGUAUUCAUUAAUUCCUGCGAUUCUCAUGUUUUUCAUCAUUUCAUACAUUCGUUCGCUUUAUAUAAAGACUGCGAGAGAUGUCAAGCGAUUUGAAAAUCAAUUGCGGACACCAGUGAUAGACCACUUGAGCACAACUAUCAAUGGUUUGGUCACUAUUAGGGCUCUAAGAGCUGAGAAACACUUUACUAAUGACUUUAAUCGCCUUCAAGACAAUCACACGACUUGUUAUUUCACUAAUAUUGCCACCAAUAGAGCUCUCGGAUUCCUGUUGGAAGUAAUCUACAUAUUCUACGAAACAUUUACUAUAAUAUUCUUAAUGUUCUUCUCUGACGACAUUAACGGCGGAACCGCUGGACUGUUUCUGUUUGUAUCGAUGAAUAUAUCGUUGAGACUUCAAAUAAUGGUCAGAAGAUCAGCUAAUUUGGAGACAUACAUGACUUCUGUGGAGCGGAUCCUUGACUACAGUCAUCUCGAGUCUGAAGUGUCUGAAAGUGCGAACAUGUGUCGACCGCCGGCACCCGAUUGGCCACUCGAGGGUCGCAUUUGUCUCAAUCACGUGAGUCUGAAGUACGACAACGCGACGGAUCCGACACUCGUUGACAUCAAUUGUGAGUUCUUUGGCGGGGAAAGGGUUGGUAUAGUCGGCCGCACGGGUGCCGGGAAGAGCUCAUUACUGGCCGUACUCUUCCGUAUGCAUCAAAUCACUGGAAGCGUUACCAUCGAUGGCGUCGACACUAAGUCUAUACCUCUUCACGAUUUGAGACGAAACAUAUCAAUCAUACCUCAAGAGGCGAUUGCAUUCAUUGGAUCCAUUCGUCAUAAUUUGGAUCCAUUUAGUGAUUACUCGGACGACAGACUGUGGGAAGUGUUAGCAGAGGUGCAGCUCAAGGAUUGGGUGCUGGAAAUGCCCGGACGUCUGGACUAUGAGUUGACCGAAAGUGGAUCUAAUCUAAGCGCAGGUCAAAGACAACUGAUAUGUCUGUCGAGAGCUGUACUGAGGAGGAGUCGUAUCCUUGUCUUAGACGAGGCGACCGCUAAUGUGGACCACAAAACAGAUUCACUCAUUCAGACCGCCAUUAGAGAGCACUUCCAGUCAUCGACGGUAUUGACAAUCGCUCACCGAUUGAACACAAUUAUCGAUUCGCAUAGAGUUCUGGUUAUGGACUCCGGGAGUCAAAGACAACUGAUAUGUCUGUCGAGAGCUAUACUGAGGAGGAGUCGUAUCCUUGUCUUAGACGAGGCGACCGCUAAUGUGGACCACAAAACAGAUUCACUCAUUCAGACCGCCAUUAGAGAGCACUUCCAGUCAUCGACGGUAUUGACAAUCGCUCACCGAUUGAACACAAUUAUCGAUUCGCAUAGAGUUCUGGUUAUGGACUCCGGGAGUGUCCGCGAGUUCGACCAUCCCUUCCAUCUCUUACACAAUGCCAACGGACUCUUCUAUCAGUUGGUCCAACAAACCGGUCCACAAAUGGCCUCACAUUUGAUGUCUUUAGCAAAACAGGCUUACGAUAAGACACACACAUCGGAGGAAUAAUUUUUAUCAUUUAAUAUAAUAACGAAAAAUAAAUAUUUGUUUUAAUUUUCAAUAAAUUUAAUUCACAUUUCAUUCAA